AUGGAAGAAGUGAAAAACAAAAUGAAUGAUUCAGAUAAAAAGAUAAAAAACUUUUCAUGUUUUUCUUGUUUUGACAAUUUGUACUGUAGUAUUGCAGCUAAGGCAUAUAGGCAGAGAGCCACAAUAGUGGCCAGGAAACAAAGAAAGUUUAAAAGAGAUAUUAAUGCUUAUGCUAACAACACUGCUUAUUCGGUGAAAAACAGAGCUCGUAAUGCACACAAUAACAACAUCAGUACAGAGACAGAUUUUAAAGUGAAUAAGCCUGUUACAUCUAAUGUUAAUGCGAAUAGUGGUAAUAAUAACAAUUCUUCUGUUAUCUCCACAGACAAUAACGGUGAUAAGUCAGUAGGUGGGUCUGAGGCCAAUUUGCAAAAUAAUAAUAACGAUGGUGCCAUUUCUUGUAAGAAUGAAGGAGCAAAUAAUUCUAACACUAAUGCCCCUUUUUUGGUGGACAAACAAGGGAACAAGAGAGGGCCUAAUUGGUCCAAAGUGGUUCAGAACAAGGGCAAAGGAAUGACCAAAGGCAAGAAGAAGUGGUAG
Messenger RNA from Protopterus annectens (West African lungfish), 540 nucleotides. RefSeq lists its product as uncharacterized. Lineage: Eukaryota; Metazoa; Chordata; Ceratodontiformes; Protopteridae. The coding region runs from base 1 to 540 and encodes 179 amino acids. The record is from RefSeq and is a predicted model, not a curated record. The transcript has a single exon.